This is a messenger RNA of Nelumbo nucifera (sacred lotus), 1217 nucleotides long. Its product is annotated as phosphomannomutase-like. Gene Ontology annotation, biological process: protein N-linked glycosylation; mannose metabolic process; GDP-mannose biosynthetic process. Gene Ontology annotation, molecular function: phosphomannomutase activity. The record is from RefSeq and is a predicted model, not a curated record. Gene Ontology annotation, cellular component: cytosol. NCBI's taxonomy places the organism in Eukaryota, Viridiplantae, Streptophyta, Magnoliopsida, Proteales, Nelumbonaceae.
GGAUAUCGGACGAUUUUCUUCUCCUAUCCAUUCUGCAUAUAUAUCUACGAAAGAACAUCAAUGUCACAUCGAAUCAUAAAAAUUCUAAAGUGCGCCUUCAACAAGAAAAGAUAGUGUUCGUUAAUCGUUAGUCUCCAGAUCUGGCUGUCUACGUUCUACAGUGCACCUACACUCAGAAGAAGGAGAGUGUUAGUUAAAUUAAACAAGUCUGUAGAUCUGCGCUCAACUCAACACCAUUUAACCAUCUGCCGCGAUUGCAACUGUAUCCAGAGAAACCCGCUAAUUGUGGAGGAAUUUCGCGCCACAUCCAUUUCGUUGAAUUACUAGAGGAAGCAUUAUAAUAACAAUGGCUAUAAGGAAGCCUGGUGUGAUUGCUUUAUUUGAUGUGGAUGGUACGCUUACAGCUCCAAGAAAGGUAGCAACUCCAAAUAUGUUAGAGUUCACGCAGAAGCUUCGCGAGGUUGUGACAGUUGGUGUGGUUGGAGGAUCUGAUCUUGCUAAGAUAUCAGAGCAGCUUGGUAGAACAGUUAUCAUGAUUAUGAUUAUGUCUUCUCUGAAAAUGGCCUUGUCGCACACUCAGAGCUUGAAAUCAUUCCUUGGAGAAGAAAAACUCAAGGAGUUUAUUGAUUUUACACUCCAUUAUAUUGCUGAUUUGGAUAUCCCAAUAAAAAGGGGAACAUUCAUAGAGUUCCGAAGUGGGAUGCUUAAUGUAUCACCGAUUGGGAGAAAUUGCAGUCAGGAAGAGCGGGAUGAAUUCGAAAAGUAUGAUAAGGUAUUUCCCAAUGGUUGGGACAAGACAUAUUGCUUGAGAUACCUUGACGAUUUUCUUGAAAUUCACUUCUUUGGGGACAAAACUUACAAGGUAGGAAACGACUAUGAAAUCUAUGAAUCAGAGCGAACGGUGGGUCACAAAGUUACCAGCCCCGAGGAUACAGAAGAGCAAUUGUACAGCUCUCUUCCUUGCUAUGCACAAUCAAAGCUCUUAAAUUUAUGGCAACGGCAAUUUCAUGUGUUCAAUUUUAUGUCAUUGUAAUUUUUACAUUGGUAAAAAUAAGUGCUGCACAACCAGCAGUAAGCAGUAGUGCAAGUUAAAUAUGUAAUAUUUUAGAAUAGAAAUGAAAUCUUGUGCCGGUACGAACUAUGGAAACUAGCAAUUUCGUGUACUCAAAUUAUAUAUCGUCAUUUUUUAACUCUUGAAUAUAAAUUGUCUUUUUAGA